This is a messenger RNA of Oryza sativa Japonica Group (Japanese rice), 1007 nucleotides long. RefSeq names its product protein ROS1A-like. The record is from RefSeq and is a predicted model, not a curated record. NCBI's taxonomy places the organism in Eukaryota, Viridiplantae, Streptophyta, Magnoliopsida, Poales, Poaceae. Gene Ontology annotation, molecular function: DNA N-glycosylase activity; DNA demethylase activity.
AAUCAGAAGUGUAGUUGCAUGCAACCAAUUUACUAUGCCAUUUUCAUUAUAUUGUGAUUAGUAUUGAUCUUUUGAAUAGUAUAUGACCAUCUAAAUUGCGUCCUUAUGAUAUUGUCAUAGGUGAAAACGACGGGAAGCUAACUAGAACCGUGCUUCAUCUAGACUUGCACCUCUACAGAAGGAAAUAUGGAAGGUCAAUGGUUGCAUGAGCCUCACGGCAUCAACCUAUGCUUCUCAACUUCUUCUACGUUGCCUCGGAUGAACCCUUCCAUUGAGACGGGAACUAGAAAUGUCACACAUGUGCCAUCUAAAAAUGUAUCUACUAGUAGUUCACAAGCCAGAAAAACAACAGUUCAAAAACCUAAGAGGAAAAGGCACAGGCCAAAGGUCAUCAAAGAAGGAAAAGCAACCCAGGCACACAAAUCUACAACUAGUGAGCCUCCCAAGGAAAAGGACAAACCAGCUGGUAAGAGGAAGUAUGUUAGGAGGAAGGAACAAAAUACUACACCAACAGAGCAUCACCCUCCAUCUAAAGACGCCGUUGCACACACUAUUGUUGUACCAACUCUAGCCAAAAGAUGUUUCAACUUUGAUGGGAGAGAUCAUCAUGAAGAAAAUGUGGAUCUGUUAUCGCAAACUCGGGUGGAGGAGACACCUACUUGUUAUGGGGAUGCUCAGCUGUUAACAUCUGCCGUCGAUGGAAGCAAUAUCCAACUAGUUCAACCUUGGUGUGGCAUCGGCAGCCCAAUUUUUGCUUCAGUUGAUCCAAUGGCCAAUAUGCGGCAAAUAUGGGCAGAGAGUAGUAGAGCAAACAGGGUAACUUUUGACCUUAACAAUUCUGCAGUGAAUCAUAUUCCAAGAAGGUUUUCUAAUCCUACAAACAGCUAUGGCCAGAAUUUCCAAUUUGGUUCAAGAGAGCAAAUAAACCAGUACCAACAUUUCUACGACGACGACAUUCCAGAUGAAAGUGUCUCUCAUCUCAACAGUUCCUCAUGACAACUGCAAAA